GAUACACGAUGGACCUAUCGAUUGUUGGUUAGGCACAUUUACCGUCUCUAGAAGGCCGCACGUGUUUACGUUCUGUGGGAAAUAUUCUUGGCUUCUCUUAAAAAAACGUUGCAUUUUAUAGAAUACUGACAUGCCGCGCUCCAAACGUGAUAAGAAAGUUUCCCUGACCAAAACCGACCGCAAGGGUCUGGCUUGGAAACAGCGCAUUGUGGACGACAUUCGCUUCUGCGUGGGCAAAUAUCCGAAUAUAUUUGUUUUUCAAGUUCAGAACAUGAGGAAUAGCUUGCUGAAGGAUCUGCGACAGGAGUGGAAAAAGAAUUCACGUUUUAUCUUUGGGAAGAAUCGAGUUAUGCAGAUUGGCUUGGGUCGCACGAAAAGCGAGGAAGUGGAGCCCGAAUUGUACAAGCUUUCCAAGCGAUUAACUGGCCAGGUGGGACUGCUGUUCACUGACAAAUCCAAGGAGGAAGUCCUGGAAUGGGCCGAAAACUACUGGGCCGUUGAAUACGCACGUAGUGGUUUUGUAGCCACGGAAACGGUUACCCUGCCAGCUGGUCCACUGGAGGACUUCGCACACUCAAUGGAGCCCCAUCUGCGUUCCCUGGGCCUGCCCACCAAACUGGAGAAGGGAAUCGUUACGCUGUACAGUGACUACACGGUUUGCGAGGAGGGCAAAGUUCUAACACCCGAACAGGCGAGAAUCCUCAAGUUGGUGGGCAAGCCGAUGGCCAAAUUCCGGCUAACCAUGAAGUGCUCUUGGACCAAAAGCGAGGGCUUCCAGCUGCACGUUGAGGAUGAUGUGAACGACGAGGAACAGGCUGAUAGCGCCAUGGAAGAGGAGGCUGAAGCCGAGGCCAUGGAUGACAACGACGAUGAUGAUGACGAGGAGGAUGAUGAAUAAAUUAGUUUAAAGUGUAGAAUUAAUUUUUAUGUAUAUAUCAAGUGCAGAAAAUAUACGUAUAUUU
Molecule: messenger RNA, 962 nt
Organism: Drosophila erecta
Lineage: Eukaryota; Metazoa; Arthropoda; Insecta; Diptera; Drosophilidae
Gene: RpLP0-like
Product: mRNA turnover protein 4 homolog
Exons: 3
Coding region: 131-898 (255 amino acids)
Biological process (GO): ribosomal large subunit assembly; rRNA processing; nuclear-transcribed mRNA catabolic process
Cellular component (GO): preribosome, large subunit precursor; nucleolus
Molecular function (GO): RNA binding
Source: RefSeq, a predicted model, not a curated record